GAAUGAUGAGAUAAACUGAACAGGACAAACUGGUUCAGAACAGAGUGAGAGAGACUCUGAGCAGGUCAUCAUUUUAUGGAGUGAGAAGAAUAAAUCUAAUUAAGAGGAAACACAUGGCUUCUGAAGCAGAAGACAUGAGCUCAAAAACGAGUCUCCCUUGGAUAAAACAUGAAGACGAAGAAAAGAGUCUGAGUCUGACAGAGACACCAGACUCACCUGACCCCAGCUGUGUGUCCAUGAAGAGUGACAGGUCAAUGGAACAUCCAAUGAACUUGAGGAAGGGAGACAGUUGUCCUGUUGUGAGUCUGAGUCAGACAGAGACACCAGACUCACCUGAGCCCAGCUGUGUGUCCAUGAAGAGUGACGAGUCAAUGGAACAUCCAGUAAACUUGAGGAAGGGAGACAGUUGCCCUGUUGUGAGUGUCCAACAGGAGAAAUCAAAAAUAACCAGCAUUAAUCAUUUGGACGGAAUAUUCAAGGAUCUGGAGCACAAACUAAUUUCUCUCGUGAAGAAAGAGCUGAAGAGGUUCAAGAAGCUGCUGAGUGCAGAUUACCCAGCAUGCUCUGAGAGGGUGGAGGAUGACGAAGAUCAGAGCAGUUCCAGAGAGGUGCUGAAGAUCACAUUGAACAUGCUGAGGAACAUGAAGCAGAAAGACCUCGCUAACACACUACAGAGCAAGCUCAUCGCUGCAUAUCAGAAAAAACUUAAAUCCAAACUUAUGGAGAAAUGUAAAAGGAUUAAUGAAGGAAUCUCUCAGCAUGGAAGAUCAACCCUUCUGAGUGAGAUCUACACAGAGCUCUACAUCACAGAAGGACUGAGUGGAGAGGUCAAUAAAGAACAUGAAGUCAGACAGAUUGAGACAGCAUCCAGGAGACCAGCAACAGAGGAGAAACCCAUCAAAUGCAAUGAUCUCUUUAAAGACAGACCCAUCAGAACUGUGCUGACUAAAGGAGUUGCUGGAAUUGGAAAAACAGUCUCUGUGCAGAAGUUCAUUCUGGACUGGGCUGAAGGAAAAGCAAAUCAGGACGUCCUCUUCAUAUUUCCACUUCCUUUUAGGGAACUGAAUAUGAUGAAGGAGAAAAACUUCAGUCUGAUGGAGCUUCUUCAUUACUUUUUCCCAGAAAUAAAAGAGUUAAGAUCAAUAGAAUGUGAUGCCCACAGAGUCAUGUUCAUCUUUGAUGGUCUGGAUGAGUGUCGACUUCCUCUAGAUUUCCAGAACAAUGAGAGCUUGUGGGAUGUAACAGAUUCGGUCUCAGUGGAUGUGCUGCUGACAAACCUCAUCAAGAGAAAUCUGCUUCCCUCUGCUCUCCUCUGGAUAACCUCUCGACCAGCAGCAGCCAAUCAGAUCCUUCCUGAGUCUGUUGACCUGGUAACAGAGAUACGAGGGUUCAGUGACUCUCAGAAAGAGGAAUACUUCAGGAAGAGACUCAGUGACCAGAGCCUGGCCAAUAAAAUCAUCUCACACAUGAAGUCCUCAAGAAGCCUCUACAUCAUGUGCCACAUCCCAGUCUUCUGUUGGAUUGCAGCCACUGUUCUAGAGAGGAUGUUGGGUGAAGCAGAGAGUGGAGAGAUCCCCAAGAGUCUGACUCAAAUGUUCACCCACUUCCUGAUCUUUCAGAUCAAACACAAGGACCAAAAGUACCAUGGGAAAUGUGACACUGAUCCUCAGCAGACUAGAAAGAUGAUUCUGGCACUGGGAAAACUGGCUUUCCAACAGCUGGAAAAAGGCAAUCUGAUCUUCUAUGAGGAAGACCUGAGAGAGUGUGGUAUUGAUGUCAGAGAAGUGUCAGUGUACUCAGGAGUUUGUACCCAGAUCUUCAGAGAGGAGUUUGGGCUGCACCUGGGGAAGGUGUUCUGCUUUGUGCACCUGAGUGUUCAGGAGUUUCUGGCUGCUUUAUACUCAUUUCUCUCCUUCAUCAGCAGAGAUGGAACCAAACAGCUGACCACUGAUCUGUCCGACAUUUUCAUGGAGUCCAAAAUGUCAGACUUCCUCAAAUCUGCAGUGGACAAGGCCUUACAGAGUGAGAAUGGACAUCUGGACCUUUUCCUCCGCUUCCUUCUGGGCCUCUCACUGGAGUCCAAUCAGACUCUCUUACGAGGUCUACUGACACAGACAGGAAGCAGCUCUCACAGCAAAGAGGAAACAGUCCAGUACAUCAAGGAGAAGAUCAGGGAGAAUCCGACUCCAGAGAAAUCCAUCAAUCUGUUCCACUGUCUAAAUGAACUGAAUGAUCAUUCUCUAGUGCAGGAAGUACAAACAUACCUGAGCAGUGAUUAUUUUUGUCUAAGUGGAGUGAAUCUCUCUCCUGCCCAGUGGUCAGCCCUGGUGUUUGUGUUGCUGAACUCAGAAGAGGAGCUGGAUGAGUUUGACCUGAAUAAAUAUGAUCCAUCAGAUGAAUGUGUUCUAAAUCUGCUGCCAGUGAUUAAAGCAUCCAGAAGAGCUCUGCUGUAUAACUGUAAUCUCACAGAGAAAAGCUGUGCAGCUCUGGCCUCAGUUCUCAGCUCAAACUCCUCCAGUCUGAGAGAACUGUACCUGAGUUACAAUCACCUGCAGAAUUCAGGUGUGGAGCUGCUCUCUGCUGGACUGAAGAAUCCACACUGUAAACUGGAGAAAAUGGAGCUGUGUUACUGUAAUCUCACAGAGAAAAGCUGUGCAGCGCUGUCUUCAGCUCUCAGCUCAAACUCCUCCAGUCUCAGAGAACUGAACCUCCGUGGCAAUAACCUGCAGGAUUCAGGAGUGGAGCUGCUCUCUGCUGGACUGGAGAAUUCACACUGUAAACUGGAGAUAUUGAGGCUGUCUAACUGCUGUAUUACAAGUGAAGGGUGUGCUGCUGUGGCUUUAGCUCUAAAAUCAAACCCUUCAUCUCACCUGAGAGAGCUGAACAUAAAUGACAAUAAACCAGGAGAGUCAGGAGUGAAGGAGCUCUCUGAUCUACUGGAGGAUCCACACUGUAAACUGGAGAAACUAUACAUGAGACCACCAUCCAGCUGAUCUGCUCUCACACACAAAGGGUUAUGAGGAGAGGAUGAAGUCUUAGUACAAACACACACACACACUUAGUAUAUGGUUCUACAUGGUUCCAUGUGUGUGUUUGAGUUCUUAUUGGUCAGUCUGUGAAUACGGCUGCAGCAGAGGACUAUGUGAUCUCCUCAUGACAUCACUUCCUGUACCCCAGUGACUGCACAUUCAGUGACCAAUCCAUCAAACUCCUCAUGCUGGUGGAUGCCCCCACAUUAGUGAAGAGGUGUGUACAGGAGGGAAGAGCACCAGGAGCCAUGGCAACAACUUGAGCUCAACAUUUCUCAGUAUUUUUCAGCUUAAAAUCAACAAACAUCUGAUAGAGUUUUAUAAACAUUAACAACAUGAGCUCAAUGCUCUAAACCAGUGGAAACGCUGAUAGAGUUUAUAAACACUAACGACAUGAGCUCAACGCUCUAAACCAGUGGAAACGCCGAUAGAGUUUAUAAAUAUUAACAACAUGAGUUCAACGCUCUAAACCAGCAGAAACGCUGAUAGAGUUUAUAAACACUAACAACAUGAGCUCAACACUCUAAACCAGCGGAAACGCCGAUAGAGUUUAUAAACACUACCAACAUGAGCUCAACACUCUAAACCAGCGAAAACACUGAUAGAGUUUAUAAACACUAACGACAUGAGCUCAACACGCUAAACCAGCGGAAACGCCGAUAGAGUUUAUAAACACUAACAUGAGCUCAACACUCUAAACCAGCGGAAACACUGAUAGAGUUUAUAAACACUAACGACAUGAGCUCAACACGCUAAACCAGCGGAAACGCCGAUAGAGUUUAUAAACACUAACAUGAGCUCAACACUCUAAACCAGCGAAAACACUGAUAGAGUUUAUAAACACUAACGACAUGAGCUCAACACGCUAAACCAGCGGAAACGCCGAUAGAGUUUAUAAACACUAACAUGAGCUCAACGCUCUAAAUCAGAACAUUCAUCAGCACAGAAAGCCUCUUGAAAAACAUCUGAAUGAUUUGAAACUCUGCUGCAUUUCUGUUCUCGAGUAGCCAACAUUAUAAAGUUGUCUGGGGUUUUACUUUUAGAAUGUUUCAUUCAGUGCACACCAUGGCUGGACAUCAUCAGCAGUCCGCCACCACUGUGACCAUCUAUAAGUGUGAAAACACCAACUGAGCUUGUUACAGUAAACCUAUGUACCAUGUCCAUUAUUACAUUAAAUGGACCUGAUUUGGAUAAGUGAGGACAACAAAAUUUAAUUCUUAAACAGAAGUAAUGAGGUGUGAGAGGUUCAUGUGUUUGAUGGUGAAUGUCUGUAAAUCUAAAUUAGAAGUAAUGAGGUGUGUGAGGUUAUUUGAUGGUAAAUGUGAAUCAGGUUCCACUGGUGACUGCUGUGUUCUAGUAACAGGUCCAUUCAUGAAUGGUGCUGCAGUAUUAGGUGUGGAGUGGACAGAGUAAGUUCUGUCAUUUCUGUGCUUUAGAGUCCACAGCCCUGUUCCUCAAGUCCACUUCUGGAGGACACACCACUUCAGUGUAGUGUUGUUCUGCUCCAACACACCUCAUUCAUCUCAUAAAGGGCUUGAUACAUGUACAAAUUAAAGUUAACAUGGUACAUUUGAUCAAUAACCCAAUGAUUU
This is a messenger RNA of Colossoma macropomum (tambaqui), 4621 nucleotides long. Its product is annotated as NACHT, LRR and PYD domains-containing protein 9-like. Gene Ontology annotation, molecular function: protein binding. The record is from RefSeq and is a predicted model, not a curated record. Lineage: Eukaryota; Metazoa; Chordata; Actinopteri; Characiformes; Serrasalmidae.